UGCAUUUUAGUCCAGCAAAGAUUGAGAUCGCAGAGCGAUACAGAUUUUUUCAAAGGAAACAAAGCAGUGAAGAAUCUGUUGCCGAAUAUAUAGCUUCUCUCAGGAAGCUCGCGGUUCACUGCAGUUUUGGAUUAUAUCUUGAUACUGCGCUACGUGAUCAAUUCGUGUGUGGACUGAAUGAUGCCAGGUGUCAGAAGGAGUUGCUUUGCGUGUCGUCACUGUCGCUGCAGGAUGCAGUUCAGCACGCCAGGUCAUAUGAAGCGGUCGCCAGGGAGUCCGCGGCGAUUCACCCGACGCAACCGACUUCAACGGCAGAUCCGACCCAUCACCAGGUGGAGUUUGUAUCUGCUGGGUCUCGAGGCAGAUCAUGUUUUCGAUGCGGUAGCUCAACCCAUCUUGCGAAUCGUUGUCGGUUCAUGCGUACUGUCUGCUUUGCGUGUGGAUUGCGCGGUCAUUUGGCAGCCGUCUGCAGGAACCCGGGAGCGGGCGCUGCGGCGGGUGAGGUGCUGCCGCCUGGUGGCCGACCCGCGAGUCGCGGUGACCCGACCGGCGGCCGCAGUGGCCCGGCCGGCGGUGCCGAGGGAGGGUCGCGGCCUGGACCGUCCGGUCGGGAGGGGGCGCGGUCAGGCCUUUCCAGUCGACCGCUCGGAAGAGGACCAGUCACAGCGGACAACAGGCACCAGAAAGGAGGAAGAUCCGGUGGACGAGAGGUCCAUCAGACUGGAGAACUGGAAGAGGACUCUGGAGAUGAGUAUUCGGUGCUCCACACCCAUCAACCCCGAGGCGGUAAGUUGAUUACGACUCUGAUAAUCAACGAUAAGCCGCUAGAGAUGGAGAUAGAUACGGGUGCAGAAAUCACUACGAUUCCAGAGCAUGUAUUCGAGAGAGUGUUUGGGUACGACUCAGAGCCACUGGUAGCCACAAAAAAGAGACUGUCACAGUAUGAUGGCACGCCAUUGACCGUGUGUGGAGAGAUGCGUGCUCAUGUUCAGCACGAUGACCAGCAGUUCACAGGUACAGCUUUGGUGGUGAACGUGCGUAACAAGUACCCGCUACUAGGCCGUGAUUGGUUGUUCCGUGUAAAGCUGGACUGGAAUAGAAUAUUUCACGGACGUGACGUUCACACAGUGUGCAUGUCUGCUUCCCAGUUGCAGGAGAAAUAUGAAGAUGUGUUCGCCGAUCAGCUGGGGGAGAUCAGAGGCAUCGAAGCUGACAUCGAGCUGGACGACAAUGCCAGACCACGGUUCUUCCGGAGCCGGCCGGUACCGUUUCCACUGAGGGAGAAGGUGAACCAGGAGCUCGACAGGCAGCUGGAGGAAGGAGCACGUGGACAACCUCGAACAACUGCUCAGUCGCCUUCAGCAGUACGGUGUGCGGCUGCGCCGCGAGAAGUGCCGCUUCUUCCAGAGGUCUGUGGAGUUCUUGGGAUACACUCUCACCACCGAGGGAGUGCGACCGAGCGAAAAGAAGCCCAGGUGGCGUCUGCCACCGCCAAGGAUCCGGUGCUCAGCGUGGUGCUCGGCUGGGCUCGAACCGGCGCCUGGCCCGGGCACGCGAACGACAGCCGGUUGAAGCCGUACCUGCAGCGGAGAGAGCAGCUCACCGUGAUCGACGGCUGCGUACAGCUCGGUGAGAAGGUAGUCAUACCUGACAGAUAUAGAGCUCAGCUACUGAAGGAGCUUCAUGAAGGCCAUGUUGGCAUUCAUAAGAUGAAGUCACUGGCUAGGGUGUUCCUCUGGUGGCCAGGGCUAGAUGCAGAUAUUGAAAAAGUAUGCCGUUCGUGUCCGUCCUGUGUCGAGAACGCGAACAUGCCCAAACCAGAGAAUGUACACCCGUGGAAAUACCCAGUUCAGCCUUGGGACAGAGUCCACAUUGAUUUUGCCACUUUUGAAGGAAAAACCUACCUUUUGCUCGUUGAUGCUUACUCAAAAUGGCCAGAAGUGCGAUACAUGUCUAGCACAACGGCUACUAAGACCAUCGAAGUGUUGACGGACAUUUUUGCAACGCAUGGUUUUCCGGUGACGUUGGUGUCAGACAAUGGCCCGCCGUUUACCUCUGGAGAGUUUCAGAGCUACCUGGCAGCGCGAGGUAUUCAUCACCGUCUGACACCGCCGUACCACCCAGCGUCAAACGGGCAGGCGGAGUCUCUGGUACGUACCUUCAAAGCUUUCCUCAAGAGGUAUGCAGGACCCAGACCCACAGCAGUAGCACAAUUUCUGGCAAAAUACAGAACGACUCCAUGCGUCACAACAGCCCGGGCACCCGCCGAAUUGCUUUUUGGGAGACUGCCUCGGACAAAGCUCUCGCUCCUCAAGCCCAGUGUUGCAGCGCGGAUGCGACAUGAGCCUGUCGACACUGUCUCACGAUCAUUUCUUGCAGGUCAACCUGUCUUGGUUCGAGAUCUGCGGCCAGCAGCUACCGAGAAAUGGCAGCGCGCUGUCGUCGUCGCCAUUGGAGGCCCACUGACGUACAGCGUGCGGCUGCCGGACGGUCGCAUACGUCUCGCCCACGUGGAUCAUCUGCUGGCCGACGGCUCUGCUUCUGUGACGGCUGAGCGUGGGCCCCUCGAUGCGCGGGUGACGGUGCCGCCUCCGACGGAGCCGGGAAAGCUUCGCGGUCCAGCAGUGCCAUGUGUGAUGGACGCUAGGGGGCGUUUUCCGUAUAUCAGUGAUUAUAAUAAGCGAGCAACAUGCGAGGGCAAUCGUGGUGCGCGUGCAUCAGAGCCGGUAGAAGCGGUGCCGGCCUUGCGGCGCUCUGCUCGGCUGGCUAAAAAAACUUGUUAAAGGGGGAGGAGUGCUGUGAGCGCCGUCUAUUUGCUGCAUGUGCUGGUCGUGUGACCGCUCGUGUGACCGCUCGUGUGACCGCCCGGGCCGCCGCUCGGCGCAGCUGACCGACCGACUGCCUGGGGGCGGGGUCGAAGGUCGGGGAGCUGCGCGGUCGAGACGAACCGCCGCUGACCGACUGAUGGUCACUCUCUGACCGGCCGUGAUCCAAUACAGUCCGUCUGAUGAA
Molecule: messenger RNA, 3012 nt
Organism: Amphibalanus amphitrite
Lineage: Eukaryota; Metazoa; Arthropoda; Thecostraca; Balanomorpha; Balanidae
Exons: 3
Coding region: 417-2783 (788 amino acids)
Biological process (GO): DNA integration; proteolysis
Molecular function (GO): nucleic acid binding; aspartic-type endopeptidase activity; zinc ion binding
Source: RefSeq, a predicted model, not a curated record